This is a messenger RNA of Stereum hirsutum FP-91666 SS1, 3766 nucleotides long. RefSeq lists its product as uncharacterized. The record is from RefSeq and is a predicted model, not a curated record. The transcript is spliced from 4 exons. Bases 70 to 2517 code for a protein of 815 amino acids. Lineage: Eukaryota; Fungi; Basidiomycota; Agaricomycetes; Russulales; Stereaceae. Gene Ontology annotation, molecular function: protein binding.
AGGCUCUCUCUCCGUCCUCUGUUACGCCGUCUUCGCUUCUCUCUCCCUCCCACAACAUCGUUCCCCUCCAUGCUCGUCCCCAUACCCAACAAAUUCGACUCUACUCAAGGCUCAACAAGCCAGAAACGGACGCUAGAUCAGGACAUCGACGACGCCGACAUGGUCACGGACGAACAGCCCCUUUCCAAGUAUCGCCGGAUCGACUACGGUUCUCAGACGUCCCCGCUUCCCAUUUCGGAUGAAAGCUCGGGCUCAUACUUGUCUACGAUGACGAGGGCUACUCUCGCCAACCUUCCAAACGACAUCUUACUACUCAUCUUCGCCAACGUCGACGUCAAUGACAUUCUCGCACUCCGCAUGACGAACAAGCGCUUCGAGGCCGUCUCGAAAGAGAAAUGGGUGUGGCUCGACGCACACCGGCGCCACGUCGUCGAACAAGGCAUCCCCGGCCUCACCUCCUCCGACCUCAACUCCCUCUCGCCCGAACAGCUCGAAAUCCGCGUGCUCCGAAUAGCCCGCUUCCACCAGAACUGGACCUCCUCUCGCCCGCAACACCGUCGUUCCCUCGAAUUCGACAUCAAUUGCCAUCACAAACCCCUUCACCCCACCACCUCCUCCUCUGCCCCCGACAACGCUAAUGGCAAUAACCUACCUCAACGGUUCGAUAGCCUCGAUAUGGAUCAAGUCACCCAGGUCUUCUUCCCCCCAGGAUGUAACGGCGAACUCAUCAUCACCGUCAUCGCGCCGCAACCUCCCGCGAACCGCAAUCCCUACUUAAACCCGAACAAUCCAUUCCGCCACCGCAUCAUAUGUUGGGAGGUCCCGCUGGCGUCGACGGAGGUGUUCAUGUUCGCGGAGAGGACGUUGCCUGAUAAUUGGUUGAUCGAGGGCGUCACGAUCAAUGACGAUGCGGAGAGCGACGCGACGUUGGCGGUCGUGUUCUCCCAUGGAGAUCCUAAUACACGCAUGAUCGAGGCAUGGAAGCUCGACAAGUUCCACGGCCGAUUCGACGUCCUCCGUAGCGAACGCAGCCAACUCAGCCGUCUGCGCCCCCUCGUCCGUCUCUCGGGCGAAUGGGUCAUCCUCGGCGAGCCCGUCGCGAUGUGGAGUUGGAGGGUGCCCGGGAGGUAUUUUAUCUUGUCGGCGCAGAAUCCGAGUUUGGUGCCCAACGACAUCCUAACCGCGAAGAUAAUCCGCCAACACAUCCUCAUAAUCCGUCAAUCCCACUUCCAACUCCUCCCCAUCCCGCAAUUCGAUGCUCACGGACGUCAGAUCCGUGUGCCUGGGGCGGUAGGAGCGUACCUCCAUCUGAACGAACCGGCGAAGGAGGCGGUGGUUGUUGUUCAUCGGAGUGCGGAGGGGUCGAAGUACCACCGUGCUCAGGAGGGGUCGAAAUACCACGCUCAGGAGGAGGAGUCGGGGUCGAGGAUGGGAGGGAAGGGGUGGGGAGGAGGGGGAGGGGGAGGGGGAGUGAAGGACCAGGAUGAGGGCGAGGAAGAGAGGGAUCCGUGGUUGUUCGAGCCCGUUACGGUUCUGUUACGGAUGGCGAACAGCGACACGAUGCAGAAAUUCGAUAUUUAUCCGCGUCGGGCGGGGCCUGAGGACUAUCCACCCUCGUCUUCUUCUUCCUCCAAUCCUUUCACUCCCUCCUCUGCUGGUGGUGGCGGUAUGGGGGAUGGAACGCCGCAAGGACAAGGACAAGGGCAAGGGAUGAAACCGGCUGCACAACUGCCGUGUCAUUUCGUGGGGCAGCCGACGAGGAUGAUUGGUGUUACGCCUAGUUGUUCGAAUUUUGUUGUGACGCCGAAUGGGAAGGGGUUUUGGUUCGAGACGAGGAAUGUGACGGCGUGUUGUGGUUCUCCUUCUGCCUCCUCCUCAUCCACCUCAUCCACCUCUUCCACCUCCUGUGCAUCUGCUCCGACCUCGAGCAACAACCCCCACGUCACCGCUUCGACUUCCUUCAACUCAAACUCAUGUGCACACGCGAACACAGGCGGAUGCGAAAGACAUAGGACGGAGACGUACCCCGCGAGAUGUCUUGUCGGGUUCGAGACGUGGUCGAGUUAUGUGAGGCCGGAUGCUUUGAGGGAUGUUCUCUGCGGAGGUCACGGACAUGGACGGGGCGGAGAGAAGAGAGGCAAGAACAAAGAGGAUUUGGAUUCGGAUUCGGGGUGUGAGGUCGACGACGUACCUUGUUCUUCGUCUUGCUCUUCAUUCCCUUUCAACCCCAACACCUCCACCUCCAACACCUCCACUAACUCCGCCUCCACCACCGCCGCCUCCUCUUCUGCUAACACAUCCUUCGACCGCAGCCCCUCCUCACUCGACUCCACCCCGGGCCACUGGGAAAACGAGCUCGUGCUCCGACGGUCCAAUCCUGUCUUCACGAUGCGGGUGGGGAUGGGAGAGGUGGGGAGUAAGAAGUAUAGGUUUGGGUGUGCGGAUUUGGAGGAUGAGGUGGGGAGGGUGGUCCUUGCGGGACGGGGGGGUAGGGUUUGGGUUUUGGAUUAUGUGUAGAGAGGGGUGGGGUGGGGAUGAGGUUUGGAUUUGGAUUUGGGUGUGGUUUUGGGUUUGGGUUUGGGUAUCAUUUGGAUCUGGAAUUGGAUGGGUGGGUGGGUCGUGCGUGGCUGGAUGUGGGUAUGGGUGGUGGGAUGGGAGGAAGGAGCGAGGCGGGCGAUGGAGUAGUGGUGGGACGGGGACGAAGAGGAAAGGAGCUGGAUGGAUGGACGGGUGGGUUGAUGGAUGGACGUCGAGAGUGGGGAGGUGGGGGGAUGUGUGCAUGCGUAGGCGCGGUCGGUCAGACACAGUCGUGGCGACUUUGCAAGGCCCAGUCAGGUUGCCUCCAUCCCGCGAUGGUGCGACGACAGGCGACAGACGACGUGCGACGGGAAUAGGAGCAAAGUCCUGGACCAUUGUCCUCCAACACGAAAAUCGUACUUUGCGCUCGCCCACACACACACACACACACACACCGAUCAUUCGUCAACUGCCGCCUCUUUGUUCGAAGGCUUCCAUGCAGGCGCUCGCUCGGGAUCAAUCCUCCUUCGACCGGUUAAGUACAUGCAUAUGGGAUUUGAUUCGCCGUAUCCGAGAUUCGAGAUUUUGCACGCAGCACGAGGUAGGGACGGAUUUAGAUUUAGAUUGGCGAGGCGCAUUGUUCGCUUUGUUUGGGAAUUUUUUGGUGCUGGUUCGUUGUUGGCGGGUUGAGUUGUUUCUUGAUGAGGCUUCAUAUAUGCGCUUUCUUUUGAAGCUUUUGAAUCGUUAUACCUAUGCAAAUACCUUCUUCAUCUAUGUUUUAUGCAUUUCAUUUCUUCUUCAUGUCUUUUCUUCUCCCGUCGUUUUCUUGGACAAUUUUUUUUUCGCGUGUACACCCCGCGGCGACUUUUGAUCAUUCGACCUUCUUCGCACGACGCUUUCAUGGACCAUCAGACUUACUCGCUCUCGUUCGCUGAUAUCGUUAUCUCUCUUUCUUGUUCUCUCUCUUGCUGCUUGCUUCCGGAUAUGGAUGUGGAUAUGGAUUUGUGUGUUUGAUUUCUUGCUCAUCGCUUGUUCUCGUUUGAUUUCGUCUCACGUCUUCUUUUUUCGUUUCGUUUCGUUGGUGCUGUCGUAGGGCAGUCGUCAUGCAUUAUGCAGCGUGCUGGGUACGAUUCACGGCUUGUCGUAGGGCGGCCGUUGUCGCGUUCGUUGUUGGGUAUACUCUGCGUUCGCGGUAUCAGGGUUUUGGGAAGGUGGAAGUUCAAAGAAGUCGGAGUAGUCUGUAUAAUCG